Molecule: messenger RNA, 1321 nt
Organism: Dissoconium aciculare CBS 342.82
Lineage: Eukaryota; Fungi; Ascomycota; Dothideomycetes; Mycosphaerellales; Dissoconiaceae
Exons: 2
Coding region: 1-1098 (365 amino acids)
Cellular component (GO): cytoplasm; nucleus
Molecular function (GO): RNA polymerase II cis-regulatory region sequence-specific DNA binding
Source: RefSeq, a predicted model, not a curated record
AUGGCUGCCGCAGCCAUGAGCAUGCCCGCCGUGGGAGCACAGAACUCUGACGAUCAACGACCUGAUCUGCCACGCCCGUACAAGUGUCCGCUGUGUGACAAGGCUUUCCAUCGUUUAGAGCAUCAGACCCGACACAUCCGAACACAUACCGGCGAGAAGCCUCACGCCUGUCAGUUCCCCGGCUGCACGAAGCGUUUCAGCCGAUCUGACGAACUCACCCGUCACUCCCGCAUUCACAGCAAUCCCAACUCCCGACGUGGGAACAAGCAGCACCAUGUCGCAGCCCAAGCCGCCGCCGCCGUCAUGCAGACGGGCCUGAUCUACACGACAAAUCCUGGCGCAUACUUGACUCGCAACGUCAGCGGUGACAUCAGUCCUGCUCAGGGCGGACACUCGCGACACAUGGACAUCAAUCUUUUGGCGACGGCGGCGUCUCAGGUUGAGCGCGAGAACAACCAACUCCCGAAUCCGCACCUCUCUUUGCCACGACAUGGCAGCUACUCGUCACCGUAUCACUCGCAUCCGUAUGGCUCCACCCGAAUGCCUUCUCUCUCAUCCUACCACUACUCCUCCAACCCAACAUCUCAGCCAAUGUCCCGAUCUCACUCCCACGAUGAAGAGGAUCACUAUCACCACCGGGCGGCGAAAAAGUCUCGUCCAGGCUCGCCGCUGUCGACCGCCCCGCCUUCUCCGUCGUUCUCGCAAGAAUCGAUCUCCCCAACACCUGACCACACGCCGCUCGCGACUCCCUCGCACUCCCCUCGUCUCAGGCCCCAAUAUUACCACCACGGCGUUCAGCUCCCGACGCUGCACCAUCUCUCCUUACACCACCACCACCCACCUCCAGCUCUUGCACCUGUGGAACCUGCGGCCGACGGCCAUCAUCCUUACGUGCCGGUGCAGCACAGCGGUCUACGAAUCAGCGAGAUCAUGCAAGCUGGUGACGGCGCGCAGCGGAAACUCCCAAUCCCGAUCGUGCAGGGCAAGGACAGCAGCUUCGCGGUCCGAGACCUCAUCCAUCCCGACGGCGGGCGUGCGAGCGGCCACAACAGCGCGCGGGCCAGCGAGGCCGGAAAUGAUCUCCACGAGCGCUACUGAGAGACGCCUUUGAAGAACCAUGCUCUGCUCGACGGGAGCACGAGCACAGCGAAACACCUCGUUCAAUCGGUUUCGAGACCUGCCAGGUCAUUUAAUGAUUCACUUCGUGCACGCGGACCCCAGCAGUCAUGCUCGCAGGGCUUCUCCGCAUUUUUUGACCUAUGGUCGACUAUAGAAUUUGGGACGCCGGUACCGGCGUGAGUAGACGGCUUUUUGUUUGGAG